This is a messenger RNA of Arctia plantaginis, 2793 nucleotides long. Lineage: Eukaryota; Metazoa; Arthropoda; Insecta; Lepidoptera; Erebidae. The record is from the annotation of a GenBank genome assembly.
AUGUCUGUAAAGUGGACUGGAAGUCAAAGUGAGUCUGGUAUAUUAAGAAAGAGUGAAUAUAAGGAGAAGAAAGAAGAUCUUUUCGUGUUUGGCUACUCGUGCAAAUUGUUCAGGGACGAUGAUAAAGCCCUUCACAUUGAUCAAGGAAAACACCUCAUUCCGUGGAUGGGGGAUGAAACGUUGAAAAUCGACAGGUAUGAUGCAAGGGGUGCUCUUCACGACCUGUCGAGGCUUGAGGCUCCACCAGGCGGCUACGAUUGGCGUGUUGAACUCACUAAGGAUCAACAGGAUGUUGAACAGCUAUGUGAUGAUGAGAGGUAUCGUGCUCUGCACACUAAUGAAGAUGAAGAAGAAAUGUAUAAAGAAGAAGAGCUGAAGCGUCUUCAUGCAGCUGGCUAUGGACAAGUAGGAUUUAACUAUGAAACACCAGCGGAGCCAUCGCCAUCAUCACAGCCAACCACAGAAGUAGAUGAACCAUAUAUACCAACGCCUGCAUUCAGAGAACUUCUUCCUUCAGAUAUUGUGUUUCCUGAAACCAUAAAACUGAAUGCAAUAAUAGAAAAAACAGCAAACUUCAUAGCAACCCAGGGUGCUCAAAUGGAAAUCCUCAUAAAAGCAAAGCAGAGUGACAAUCCACAGUUUCAGUUCCUGGCCAAGGAAUCAAACCUUCACCCUUAUUAUUCUGCUCUGAUUGCACUGGUGAAGAGUGGCAAGUGGCCUGAAAAAGAUGAGGAGGUUGAAGAAAAGCCUGAACAAGAGCCUGAAGAAUACCUACAUCCAAGCUUAGCGUCAACCAUAAUCGAAUCUGCGCCAGCAAUCCCGAGUAUACACUACAAGCCAUCGGCAGACUGUGACUACACCAUGUUAAUUAGCAAAAUGCGUGGCGAAGGGGACGGUGAAGGAGAGGGAGAAGCCCGUGGGGACGUGCCGCCUCCUGGGACAGAACCUCCGCGCCACACAGCAGAGAUAUACAGAGCACCGGUUAUGUACACACGGGGGGCUGAUGGAAAUCAUGUUGACCCAACUGUGCAACCGGCUGUAACACAAAACUACAUGCAACAAUAUGCAACCUACUACCCCCAAAAUUUGGCCCAGGAACAGGAGCAACAAAAGCAACUGACUCCCGGUCCACUUAAGUCUACAGGAUUGAGUCUCAUGAAGCAUUACAAUACUGACUCGGAUUCUGAUUCAUCUGAUUUCGACGACAGCUCUUCCACUGACAGCAAGGAACCCGCCAUUGCUACACCACCUGAUGAUGUUCAAAUAGUGAUUGACAAGAUGGCGUCAUACGUUGCAAGAAAUGGCGAUGAGUUUGUAAACAUAGUGCGUGCUAAAAACGACCCUCGCUUCACGUUUUUGGACCCUGACAAUGUGUACCAUGCAUAUUAUAAGAAACUUAUGCUACAGAAAAGGGGAGGGGAAACUAAUGGGAAAGAGAAGAAAAAGAAAUCCACCGCUCCCGUGUCGUUCUCAAUCAAAAAACUUAAAGAACCUGAUCCCAUUCUACCGAAGCCGGCCUUACCUUACGAAUCGAGCUCUGAUGAAGACUCCGAGAAACAGAAUGAUAAACAACCUGAAAAACCAGAAGAAAUCAAAGAAACUCCUAAAGUGGUGCAACCAGUCCCUAUGAACCUGAUGCCACCAGUAGUGGUCUACAAGAUAGAUGGACAAUUGAACAACGAUCUCCCUGCAGUCAAAACGAUUGAACCACCAAAACCUAUAGUAAUAAAACCCCCUGCUAAACCAAUAACUAUUAAACCAGAAGUAAAAAUAGAAAUACUUAAAGCGCCCAUAAUAGAAGAGAAAGCUCCUGUAGAUGUAGAAAAACCUCCCAUACAGGCAGUUGAAGAAGUAAAAAAUCCUACACCAGAGCCGAAAGAAGUGAAACUUGAAAAAGAUAGAGAAAGUCCUUAUAAAAGAGAAAAAAAGAAACAUAGAGACAAGAAAAAAGAGUACAGGUCUAAAUCAGAAAGUAGGGAAGUGAGACGCAACGAGCGUAGAAGUCUGGAAAGAGAAAAAAAGAGAGAAAAGGAUACAGAAAGAGAAAACAAAAAAAGUAAAUACAGUAAGGAUGACUUGGAGAACGAAGUUAUUUCUUUGGAGGAUAAUUCUGAUGAUCUAAUUGAUUUGACGGGUGACCAAUCUGAUUCAAAAGUGGAAGAAACCGAAGCUGAGCGCGCUAAACAACAGGAGCGUCGUCGUCGCGCCGCCGAGUUCCUGAAGAAAGUUGGUGUCGAUCCUUCAGCUGCACAACUGCCUACUUCUUCGCUGGCAAGUGCUAUGGUUGACACACUGGAGUCAAUAAGAAAGAAAAAAGCAGAAGAGGAAGAGAAAAGGCGUAGACGCGAUAAGAGACGUCACCGCGACAGACGAGAUUAUGGAGAUGGUAAUGAGAGAUCUCAUAGAAAAAGUAAACGCAGAAAGUACAAGUCAACUGAUGAGAACGAGGACUCGGAUUAUGACAGCUCAAAAAAGAAAAAGCGGAAGAAGGACAGGAAACACAGCUCCAAGAACAAAAAAAAGAGAAAGCAAGACAAUGAAGUUGACGAAGAAGACCCUCCAGUUCUGAACAUUGAUCUUACCAAUACAUUAAAGGAGUUGAGAAAUUCAUCUCCCACUAAAGAAUUGGGGUUACAAGAUGUGGAAAAGACACCACAAAGCUUGACUAGACAGGAGUCCUCGGAUGAAGAAUUGGUAAGAGUAAAGAGGAAGACGGAGAGAGAAUAUAGUGAGGGGGAGUGGUCGAGUGAUAGUGAAGGAGAUUCUAAAUCUUCAGCUAGUAAAGACGAUUAG